AUGAUCAUCGUCUCGCCCGAAGCAGCUGGUCUAGUGCGUCUUCUGCAAGAGAGUGGCUACCGUGCACGCGUGGGGCCAUCACUGCCCGGGAGUGGCGGGGCGCAGGUGCUGGUGCCGCAGAAAAAGGUCGCACUUGGAUGGGCGGCGAGCGAGGCGGAAGCGAUGGCAACGGCGAGGUCUCUGCGGUGCGAGUUUGGCAACGGCUACACGCGCUUUCUCGUCCUUGCGCUCUCGAUCGAUGACAUGGAGUCGGUGCUGGCUGCAGUACAGGCUGAGGUGCUGACCGACCGGCCAGGCGUCGGGCUUGGCCGCGCCCCGGUCCGCCGCUGUGUCCAGGUUGUGCCAUGCGGAAGCCCAGACGAGCUGCUCGAGACGGCGCUGGUAGCGCUUGAGGCGGUGCUAGAGGAUCCCAAUAGCGAGGGCGGGAUUUUCGCCACAGAGGCGUUGGACGUGGGCGCGCGGAUGGCGGAGGCGCUGGCAGUGAUGGUGCCCGGCGAGGAGCCGCGCGUGGCGACCGCGCGCGCGUUUCUUGCUCAGUUCACCAUGGCGUCGCUGGCAGAGCUGGCGGUGGCAGCGACUCAUGACGGGCAGCACACGCCGGAUGAGGCCAUGCUCGCCUCGGCACUCGCCGACGGACUCGCAACCGAUGCCCGUGAGAGGCCGAAUGGAGUCAACUCGAGCCAGUCGGCCAGCGAAACGCUCAGCGACCUCGUCGCCGUCGCCAGCACCAUCACCGAACAGCUUGCCGCUACCGAUGAGCGCCUAGCAGCGUAG
Thecamonas trahens ATCC 50062 is the source of this 774-nucleotide messenger RNA. RefSeq lists its product as uncharacterized. The transcript has 2 exons. NCBI's taxonomy places the organism in Eukaryota, Apusomonadida, Apusomonadidae. Bases 1 to 774 code for a protein of 257 amino acids. The record is from RefSeq and is a predicted model, not a curated record.